Rattus norvegicus (Norway rat) is the source of this 2018-nucleotide messenger RNA. Lineage: Eukaryota; Metazoa; Chordata; Mammalia; Rodentia; Muridae. The record is from RefSeq and is a predicted model, not a curated record.
CUUUGAGAAAAUCAACAAGAUAAAUUAACACUUAGCCAGACUAACCAGAGGGCACAGAGAGUGUAUCCAAAUUCACAACAUCAGAAAUGAAAAGGGAGACAUAACAACAGAAUCUGAGGAGAUUAAAAUAAUCAUCAGAUCCCACUACAAAAGCCUAUAUUCAACAAAACUGGACAAUCUGGAGGAAAUGGACAAUUUUUUAGACAAGUACCAGAUACCAACGUUAAAUAAGGAUUAACUAAACAAUCUAAACAAUCCUAUCCCUCCUAAAGAAACAGCAGCAGUUAUUAAAAGUCUCCCACCCCAAAAGAGCCCAGGACCACAUGGGUUUAUUACAGAAUUCUCUCAGACUUUCAUAGAAGAUAUCGUACCAGUACUGUCCAAACUAUUCCACAAAAUACAAACAGACACAAACCACACAAAAACCCAACAAAGAAAGAGAACUUCAGACAAAUUUCCUUUGUGAAUAUUGACACAGAAUUAUUCAAUAAAAUUCUUGCAAACCUAAUCCAAGAACACAUCAAAAUUAUCAUCCAUCAUGAUAAAGUAGGCUUCAUCCCAGGGAUGCAGGGAUGUUUCAACAUACAGAAAUCCAUCAACGUAAUCCACUAUAUAAACAAAUUCAAAGAAAAAAACUACAUGAUCAUUUCAUUAGAUGCUCAGAAAGCAUUUGAGAAAAUUCAACACCCCUUCACAAUAAAAGUCUCGGAAAGAUCAGGAGUUCAAGGCCCAUACAUAAACAUAGUAAAAGCAAUACACAGCAAACCAGUAGCCAGUAUUAAACUAAAUGGAGAUAAACUUGAAGCAAUCCCACUAAAUUCGGGGACUAGACAAGGCUGCCCAAUCUCUCCCUACCUGUUCAAUAUACUACUUGAAAUCCUAGCCAGAGCAAUCGGACAACAAAAGGAGGUCAAAGGAAUGCAAAUUGGAAACGAAGAAGUCAAAAUAUCACUAUGUGCAGAUGAUAUGAUAAUAUACUUAUUGACCCCAAAAGUUCCACCAGAGAACUACUAAGCCUGAUAAACAACUUCAGCAAAGUGGCUUGGUAUAAAAGUAACUCAAACAAAUAAGUAGUCUUCCUCUACUCAAAGGAUAAACAGGCUGAGAAAGAAAUGAGAGAAAAGGCAUUCCUUCACAAUAGUCUCAAAUAACAUAAAAUACCUUGGUGCAACUCUAUCCAAGCAAGUGAAAGAACUUCAAGUCUCUGAAGAAAGAAAUUGAGGAAGAUCUCAAAAGAUGGAAAGAUCUCCCAUGCUCAUGGAUUGGAAAGAUUAAUAGGUUAAAAAUGGCCAUCUUCCCAAAAGCAAUCUACAGAUUGAGUUCAAUCCCCAUCAAAAUUCCAACUCAAUUCUUCAAAGAGUUAGAAAGAACAAUUUGCAAAUUCGUUUGGAAUAACAAAAAACCCAGGAUAGCGAAAACUAUCCUUAACAAUAAGAGAACUUCUGGGCUUCAGUCUCUGCUAUGUGGGGCUAGAGUGUAGGUCUUUCCAAAGACUAGCUAGCAAUUUUGUUCGGAGCUAGCUUUUGAGGCUUCUGCCCACCGCCAUGGACGAGCCAACCAAGAAAGUCGACCCAGUUGUGAACCCAGAAACUCAGAUGAAUGAUGGAUCUCAGAGGGAAGAUGAAGGGGACUCGCCGGAUGAUUCAGAAAUCCUACAACCAGAAACACUAGUAAAGGUCAUGAAAAAGCUAACCCUGAACCCCAGUGCCACGCCGACAAAAUAUCAUCGUCGUCAAAGGGUUCAUCUCCGUAAGAGCCAGCCUGUGGAGAACAGAAGUGAAAGAAUCAUGAGGGAAGUUCAAAGCGCCUUUCCCAAGAGAAGGGUCCGCACACUGUUGUCGGUGCUGAUAGACCCCAAAGCAAGAAUGAGAAGAUUUGUUCGGAUUGAGCAGAGACAAAGACAGCUUGAAGGAAAUGAGAGACGAGAUGAGCCAUUCAGAUGUCUCUUUACUUUCUGCCAUUAUCAGAGAUGGGAUCCUUCUGAGAAUGCUAAAAUCCAGCAGAACCAGAAGAAUUAG